This is a messenger RNA of Symbiodinium sp. CCMP2592, 366 nucleotides long. The record is from the annotation of a GenBank genome assembly. Lineage: Eukaryota; Dinophyceae; Suessiales; Symbiodiniaceae.
AUGGUGGCGCGGAAGCGACGACGGAAGGAGUCUGCUCCGAGCGAGGGCGGCGCCAAUGGCGCUACACAGGAGAGGAGGUCGAACCCAGCCUUCUCGAAGAGCGGCUGGAAAACCGUCCAACUCGACCUGGAUGUGAUGAAGGAGUUCGAAAUGCAAGGGGGCCUUUUCAUCGAAGAGGCUGAUCCUGAUGAGGUCGGAGUGGAGUACUCCACGGUGCAGGAACCCAUUCAGGCAGUGAAGAGGAGGCGGCUCAAGAAGACCAGCAAAGCUGCGGCUGCGCCCGCCGAGGAAAUCUCGCUCCACGAGCAGUGCCGAGAACCUGACACCCAAGAACAUGUGCGCCUCAUCGAAGCAGCAGAUGCUUGA